UUAGAUCUACUGAAGGUCAACAAUGAAAAACCAGACCACAUUUACUGAGUUUAUCCUAUUGGGCCUCACAAAUCAGCCUGAACUCCAGGUGGUGGUAUUUAUCUUUCUGUUUCUCACCUACAUGCUAAGUGUCAUAGGAAAUCUGACCAUCAUCACCCUCACCUUACUAGACCCCCACCUCCAGACACCCAUGUAUUUCUUCCUCCGGAAUUUCUCCUUCUUAGAAAUUUCCUUCACAUCUAUUUUUAUUCCUAGAUUUCUGACCAGCAUGACAACAGGAAAUAAAGUCAUCAGCUUUGCUGGCUGCUUGACUCAGUAUUUUUUUGCUAUAUUCCUCGGGGCAACAGAGUUUUACCUUCUGGCCUCUAUGUCCUAUGACCGCUAUGUGGCCAUCUGCAAACCCUUACAUUACCUGACCAUCAUGAGCAGCAGAGUCUGUAUACAACUAGUAUUCUACUCCUGGCUGGGGGGAUUCCUAGCCAUCUUACCCCCAAUCAUCCUGAUGAGCCAGGUGGAUUUCUGUGUCUCCAAUGUUCUGAAUCACUAUUAUUGUGACUAUGGACCCCUCAGGGAGCUUGCUUGCUCAGACACAAGUUUCUUAGAAUUGAUGGUCAUCCUCUUGGCAGUUGUGACCCUGGUGGUGACUCUGGUGCUGGUGACACUUUCUUAUACAUACAUUAUCAGGACCAUUCUGAGGAUCCCUUCUGCCCAGCAAAGAACAAAGGCCUUUUCCACUUGCUCCUCCCACAUGAUUGUCAUCUCCCUCUCUUAUGGCAGCUGCAUGUUUAUGUACAUUAAUCCCACCGCAAAAGAAGUAGGUGCUUUCAACAAAGGAAUAGCUGUGCUCAUUACUUCAGUUACCCCUCUGUUGAACCCCUUCAUUUACACUCUAAGAAAUCAGCAAGUGAAGCAAGCCUUCAAGGAUACUGUCAAAAAAAUUGUAAAGUUUUAAUUAAAAAACUGAAUACAUUUCAAUUAAAAAAUGUUUUAUUUACUAAAUAUGUAUUGAGUUUCUGCUAUACUUCAAAUGCUGAGCUGAUCCU
This is a messenger RNA of Trichechus manatus latirostris (Florida manatee), 1043 nucleotides long. Its product is annotated as olfactory receptor 6C4. The transcript has a single exon. Gene Ontology annotation, molecular function: G protein-coupled receptor activity; olfactory receptor activity. Gene Ontology annotation, cellular component: membrane. The record is from RefSeq and is a predicted model, not a curated record. Gene Ontology annotation, biological process: G protein-coupled receptor signaling pathway. Bases 23 to 952 code for a protein of 309 amino acids. Lineage: Eukaryota; Metazoa; Chordata; Mammalia; Sirenia; Trichechidae.